Molecule: messenger RNA, 402 nt
Organism: Lactuca saligna
Lineage: Eukaryota; Viridiplantae; Streptophyta; Magnoliopsida; Asterales; Asteraceae
Source: the annotation of a GenBank genome assembly
AUGCAGCCAUUGUUCCCAGGAGAAAGUGGUGUUGAUCAACUAGUGGAGAUCAUUAAGGUUCUGGAAACUCCUACAAGAGAGGAGAUAAAAUGCAUGAAUCCAAAUUAUACUAAAUUUAGGUUUCCUCAAAUAAAACCUCAUCCAUGGCACAAGGUCUUUCAAAAGCGUUUACCUCCAGAAGCAGUGGAUUUAGUUUGUAGGUUUUUUCAAUAUUCACCCAAUUUGCGCUGCACUGCGUUGGAAGCUUGUGUUCAUCCCUUCUUUGAUGAAUUGAGGGACCCAACCACCCUGUUGUUUGUAAAUAGAAGAAGAGGAAAAAUGGAUAAUAUUUCACUGCUUUUUAAAACUGAGAAAUUACAGAGCUUAAAUAGGAAACAAAAACAUGAACUGAAAGAAAGAUAA